Messenger RNA from Closterium sp. NIES-65, 954 nucleotides. NCBI's taxonomy places the organism in Eukaryota, Viridiplantae, Streptophyta, Zygnematophyceae, Desmidiales, Closteriaceae. The record is from the annotation of a GenBank genome assembly.
AUGGCUAGUCAUACUGUUCUUACCUUCGAUGCUGAGGGCCGUGCGGUUGAUUUUGAGUUUUGGGUAGAUGACUUGCAGCUCUAUCUUAAAUGCGACUAUAGGGACGGAGUCUCGCUCUUCGAUCACACGUCCGGCGCCUUUGCUGCACCUGCUGCCGAUGUUGACAUCAGGGACCACUUUCUCUCCCUAUGCCCCACUGAGCUCACCGUCGACCUGCUCGAGGAGCGCCUCCUUGCUGCUGAGACUAGUUUAGUCGCUGUAGGAGCUUCUUGCGGCGACCCUCGCGCCCCUUUCUUUGAGGGGUGCUCCCCCGUCCCCCUUUUGCCCUCUGUUGCCUCUACUGCUGUUGUCGACCUCGUUGGCACCGAGGCGGUCGGCGCCGCGUCUGCUCCCAGUGGGAGGCGCCGCAACUGCAAGGGCGGUGGAGGGGGGCAAGGGUGGUGGAGGGGACGGCGGGGCGGCGGUGGUGGCGGUGGAGGAGGUGGAGGGGGUGGGAGGGAAGGUGGAGGUGGUGGCGGGAGUGGGGGCGUCGGUGGCGGCGGUGGAGGUGGGGGCGGCGGCGGUGGUGCUGGUCGAGGUGCAGCCAUACAACGUGGAGGCUUUGGAGGUGGUCAGCGCCAGCAGCAGCCGAAUUCAUGUGAGGCCCCAUCGCCCCAGCAGCUUUGUGAGUGGUACGCUAGGCGUGGGAGGUCUGGGGGUGCUGGUCCCUGCGCUUACAUUCUCCGCACCGCCGACUGCCGUGGGGAGAAGCGCGGGCUGCCGCACGCGACGCGGCGCUAUUUUAGUCGCCUGACUGACGCCUGGCGCGCACACUUUCCUGACGCCACUGAGCUCCCUCACUGGGCUGAUCUGCUUAAGUCUGGUAUUGCUAUCUUUGAUCUUGAUUAUGAUGCUAUCCUUGCUGCCAUGUAUGCUAUGACUAUUAGUGCUGAGGGUGAGUGUUACCUGUGCUAG